UUUACAUUUUUUCAUCCUUGAUCCUGAUUUAAGUUUUUGUUUUUUGGGGUUAGGGUUUUAACUCUCUCCAACAGUUAUAUACUCCCGGUUAUUAGGGUUCACUCACCUUCUUCUUCUCUUCAAUGGAACCAAAUAACCAAGAAAACGUAAAGAAGGAAGAAGAAGAACAAGUAGUAACUCCAUGGGAAGUAGCAAGUAAAGGUAAGAUUGACUACGACAAACUUAUAGACCAAUUUGGUUGUCAAAGAUUAGACCCAACCCUAAUUCAACGGGUCGAACGUCUUACUUCACUUCCUGCUCAUGUGUUUCUACGUCGGGGAGUUUUCUUCGCUCAUCGGGAAUUUAAUGGGAUUCUUGAUGCGUAUGAGAAAGGAGAGAAAUUUUAUCUGUAUACAGGAAGAGGACCAUCAUCUGAAGCCUUACAUUUGGGACAUCUUAUCCCUUUUAUGUUUACCAAAUACUUACAAGAUGCUUUUAAAGUUCCACUUGUAAUACAACUAACAGAUGAUGAAAAGUGCUUGUGGAAGAACCUUCCAGUGGAAGAGACCCAAAGACUUGCUCGUGAAAAUGCUAAGGACAUCAUUGCAUGUGGCUUUGAUAUUACUAGAACAUUCAUUUUCUCUGACUUUGACUAUGUCGGUGGCGCGUUCUACAAAAACAUGAUUAAAGUUGCAAAAUGUAUCACAUUCAAUCAGGUUCAUGGAAUAUUUGGUUUCACUCCUGAAGAUCAUAUUGGCAAAAUCAGUUUUCCACCUGUGCAGGCAGUUCCAUCCUUCCCAAGUUCGUUUCCUCACCUGUUUACUGGCAAGGAUAAUUUGCGUUGCUUGAUUCCUUGUGCUAUUGAUCAGGAUCCAUAUUUCAGGAUGACACGAGAUGUUGCUCCUAGGAUUGGAUAUCAGAAGCCUGCGUUGAUCGAGUCUUCUUUCUUCCCUGCUCUCCAGGGAGACACAGGGAAAAUGUCUGCCAGUGAUCCAAAUUCUGCUAUAUAUGUUACCGACUCCGCCAAAGACAUUAAAAACAAGAUUAAUAGGUAUGCCUUCUCGGGUGGACGGGAUUCGGUGGAAGAACAUCGGCUACGUGGAGCUAAUUUGGAGGUAGAUAUACCAUUCAAGUAUCUAACAUUUUUUCUGGAUGACGACACCGAGCUAGAACAUAUAAAACAGGAAUAUGGAUCUGGAAGGAUGCUUACGGGUGAGAUAAAAAAGCGUCUUACUGAAGUUUUGACACAGCUGGUGGAAAGGCAUUGCAAAGCCCGAGCAGCAGUGACGGAUGCAAUGGUUGAUGCAUUCAUGGCUGUGAGACCCCUCCCAAAUAUGUUUGACUAAGCAAGAUGGUAGUGGAUUAUUUCCAUUUUUUCUACAGGGUGAGGUUUUUCUCAUCAGAUCUCAGUUCAGAGGUAUUUUGAAUUAUGGAAAUCCUAGGACCAUAUGUUAGUUGAUGGUAUCUUCCCGGUGCCAGUACAUUCCAGGCAAGUGCAAUACAUGGUGGCCUCUCCCUGAUCUCUUCCCUCUGCUGCAAUUUUUUUUAUGUGAUGAGUAAAGAAAUCCAUCUCUCUCUUUCAUCUUUAAUCAACAAUGGAUUCACAAAUCAAUUAUAUUAGUUAACUGAUGUUAUAAAAUUCUUCCGUAUGCUGGUUAUUUUCCGAGUAGAAAGUAAGAUUGAAAUACAAGAUGAAUUUUGCAAUCUGAGUCUUUAAGUUA
This is a messenger RNA of Papaver somniferum (opium poppy), 1700 nucleotides long. RefSeq names its product tryptophan--tRNA ligase, cytoplasmic-like. Gene Ontology annotation, biological process: tryptophanyl-tRNA aminoacylation. The coding region runs from base 123 to 1325 and encodes 400 amino acids. The transcript has 12 exons. Lineage: Eukaryota; Viridiplantae; Streptophyta; Magnoliopsida; Ranunculales; Papaveraceae. The record is from RefSeq and is a predicted model, not a curated record. Gene Ontology annotation, molecular function: tryptophan-tRNA ligase activity; ATP binding. Gene Ontology annotation, cellular component: cytoplasm.